UUUCGGACCCCCCCUCCCGUGACCGGUGCCCCCCCCCAGGUGCGCGUGGCCCCCGGGGGGGGGUCGGUGCAGACGCAGGGGGUGAAGCACUCGCUGAACCCCUUCUGCGAGAUCGCCCUGGAAGAGGCCGUGAGGCUCCGCGAGGGCGGCAAGGCCACAGAGGUCGUCGUGGCCACCGUGGGCACCAAGGCCAGCCAGGAGACCCUGCGCACGGCGCUCGCGGUCGGGGCCGACCGGGCGGUGCUGGCCGAGGUUGGGGAGGGGGUGGCCCUGGGGCCCCUCGAGGUGGCCACGGCCCUGGCCGGGCUGGUGGGGAAGAUCCAGCCCCAGCUGGUGCUGCUGGGCAAGCAGGCCAUCGAUGACGACUGUAACCAGACGGGGCAGCUCCUCGCCGCCAUGUUGGACUGGCCGCAGGGCACC
Molecule: messenger RNA, 420 nt
Organism: Neopelma chrysocephalum (saffron-crested tyrant-manakin)
Lineage: Eukaryota; Metazoa; Chordata; Aves; Passeriformes; Pipridae
Product: electron transfer flavoprotein subunit beta-like
Exons: 4
Cellular component (GO): cytosol
Molecular function (GO): electron transfer activity
Source: RefSeq, a predicted model, not a curated record